Molecule: messenger RNA, 1851 nt
Organism: Acanthamoeba castellanii str. Neff
Lineage: Eukaryota; Discosea; Longamoebia; Acanthamoebidae
Product: UBA/TS-N domain containing protein
Exons: 11
Coding region: 1-1851 (616 amino acids)
Biological process (GO): endoplasmic reticulum unfolded protein response
Cellular component (GO): membrane; nuclear envelope; intracellular anatomical structure
Molecular function (GO): protein serine/threonine kinase activator activity; NAD+ poly-ADP-ribosyltransferase activity; kinase binding
Source: RefSeq, a predicted model, not a curated record
AUGAAGCCCUCGACCGUGGCCGACGCGCUCAAUCGACAAGUGUGCACCUUUUCCGCCACAGGCACCACGUACGCGCAGCAGCGGUGGUUCGAGUGUCGCACGUGCGGCCUGGACCAGGGCCAGGGCUGCUGCAUGAGCUGCGUCAAGGUGUGCCACGCGGGCCACGAGUUGAUGCCCAAACCCCCCGGCCUCUUUUACUGGUACACGCCGGGCCUGCACUGCGCUGCCACCUCCUUUCGCGACUGUGGUCCGAGCAAGAAGACCAAGUGUCAGGCGAUGUGGAAGCCGGAGGGUGAGGAGGAGGAGGAAGAGAAGUCGGCCGAACCCGCGGCCGCGGAAGACGAGCCCGCGGCGGAGAAGGAGCUCACGCCCGAGGAGCUCGAAGCCGAGGCCGCCAAGCUGCAGGAGCGCACCAUCGCCAUCAAGAAGAUGAUCGCGUCGGGGUACGACCAGCUGGCGGCCAUCUACGCGCUCGAGCACACGCGCAACAACGUGGAGCGGGCCAUCGCACUCCUCGCCGAGUGCGGCGUGCAGUGGGAGGACGUCGACGGUCGCCAGCAGUCGCCCGAGCCGCCCCAGGCCGACCCCGCCACCGACACGACCGACGCCGACGCGGGCAAGGGCAAGGAGAAGGGCGAGAAGGAGGUGGUGUCGGCCAUCAGCGACUACCUGCGCGCUUCGGUGUUUGUCGUGGAUAAGAAGGGCAAGGGCAAGGUUGACGACGACGACGACGACGACGACGACGACGAAGUGGAGGAGAAGAAGACGACGACGACGAUGGUGGUGGGGGAGAACGAGGAGGGAAUGGAGGAGAAGGUGCGGAACAACAACUUCCUGGCGAUCCUCAUGUACUACCUGCUCUCCCGCAUCCGCAACUGCAUGAACUUCUGCGUCAUGUGCGACAAGCGACUCGUCUCCAGUGGGUUGAAGCCGGUGGUGUGCAGCGAGGACAAGUGCGUGUUCCGGUUCGCAGAGCUGGGGCUCGGCGCGUCGGUGUUCUACGAGAUGAAGCAGGACCCGGACUACGUCGACCUCAUGGUGUCGAUGACCUACGCCGCGGCCGCCUCUUCGCGCCGCGACAAGAUCCUGUCGCCGUUCCCCGAGGAGUUCAUCACCGACCGCGCGUCGAUGACCAAGGACUACGCCGGCCUCACCGCCGUACUCGACGCCAUGCCCUCCGUCGACGAAAUGCUCCUCGCCGCCUCCGACGAGCGGGAGCUGCGGACGAUGUUGGAGGCGAGGGAGCCGCGGCUGUACCGGAUGCUGCGGUGGAUCCUGAGCAGCAACCGGGCCCACCUGCAGAAGCUGCCGCCGCACAAGCAGGUCCAGGACAUGGCGACGCCGCACCAGUACCUCCUCUUCUCCAACUCGCCGGAGAAGGAGGCCCGCUUCCGCGUCCACAAGCAGCAGCACCCGACCGUCUGGGCCUUCCACGGCUCCGCCAUCGAGAACUGGCAUGCGAUCUUGCGUGGUGGACUUCGUAACUUGUCCAACACCGACCUGAUGACGUGCGGUGCCGUCUACGGUUCCGGCAUCUACCUGUCGCCACACAUCAAUACGUCGCGAGACUAUGCGGGCACGUCGUCGAUCAGCUGGAAGGGCUCGCGGCUCUACAACCAAAACCUCCAGGCCGUCGCCAUUUGUGAGAUUGUCAAGGACCAGACGCUGGACGGGCAGCCUAACCCGCACUACGUGGUGGGCAACGAGGACCUGGUCACAACCCGCUUCUUCUGCGUCUUCCCCUCCAACUCCAAUCCCAUCCCGUACGGCUUGGACUUGAGCGCACAGCUGGGCGAGUGGCUGAACCAGAACUACCCGGCCUACGGCAAGCAGCACUCGGCCCUCAGCUAA